AUGGAUCUUGUCCCUCCCGAGUGUACCAACAGCUGCGCAGAAAUAGCGACAGCGCUUGAGGUGAGCCUCGUGCAUACGUGUCUCUGCAGUGAUGAGAACGGCCAGGAUUUGGAGAUCUGUAUGAACUGCUUCUACGGGGUGUCACCUACCGUGAUGAUCUGGGAUGCUGCGCAAGGGGUGUUCAAUGAUUUCGGCGCCUUAUGCGAGACACAAUUCAACGGCUCCCUCGUCCUUACUUCCGUCAUUCCUACACCAUCAUCGUCGCCGACAUCCACCUCGGCGUACUCUUCUCCCUCGAUCACCUCCGACUCCAGUGCUGCCUCUGUGACAUCGAAUACCGCCAAUUUCCCAACGCAAACGGGACAACCGACGUCGAGGAAUCAAAUCUGUCGAGUUCGUCUCAACUCGGAGCUGCGAUCCCUGACGAAACGGUCGAUGUAUCCCGCUGCUGAGGCGAAGCCAAGACUAUGGGGAUGGCGAUCGUUGCUGGAACUCAUCUUCUACCGUUAA
This is a messenger RNA of Cyclocybe aegerita, 510 nucleotides long. Lineage: Eukaryota; Fungi; Basidiomycota; Agaricomycetes; Agaricales; Hemipholiotaceae. The record is from the annotation of a GenBank genome assembly.